This is a messenger RNA of Larimichthys crocea (large yellow croaker), 1123 nucleotides long. RefSeq names its product jagunal homolog 1a (gene jagn1a). Gene Ontology annotation, biological process: granulocyte colony-stimulating factor signaling pathway; vesicle-mediated transport; endoplasmic reticulum organization. Gene Ontology annotation, cellular component: endoplasmic reticulum membrane. Lineage: Eukaryota; Metazoa; Chordata; Actinopteri; Sciaenidae. The record is from RefSeq and is a predicted model, not a curated record.
UGCUGCGGGAGGAGGAGGAGGAGGAGGAGGAGGAGCAAGUGCGCAUGCUCACAGCUGUUUACAACAUCCAUCUGUCACAUCUUUUGUUAGCUCGACUUCAUUCAGAGCAGCAGCUCAGGAGACACAGCACGGUUUUUUUUUCCACGUCAACAUGACUUCACGUGUCGGCCUCAGAGCUGUUGGUACCAACGGAAGUGACUUCAAACCCAGGGAGAGGGUGGCCCCACAUUACCAGAUGAGUGCUUCCCUGAAGUCAGAGGUGCGGAAGUUGAACCUGGUCCACCUCCUCCUCUGGCUGCUGGUGGCGGCACAGGUGACCGUCAGCCACCUCAACCUGGUGUCACAUGACACAGUGUCCAUGCCGUACCAGUGGGAGUACCCCUACCUGCUCAGCCUCCUGCCUCUGCUCUGCAGCAGCCUGUCGCUUCCCAAGAACAAUAUCAGUUACCUGGUCAUAUCCAUGAUCAGCGGGGGGCUGUUCUCCGUGGCGCCUCUCAUCUACGGCGAUGGAGAUGUUUCCUGUGGCGCAGCAGCUGUACCGCCACGGAAAGGCCUAUCGCUUCAUAUUCGGCUUCUCCGCGGUGACUGUUAUGUACCUCAUCAUGGUGGUCGCUGUUCAAGUGCACGCCUGGCAGUUAUAUUACAUGAAAAAGCUGUUAGACUCGUGGUUCAACACCACUCAGGAGAAGAAGAAGAAGUAACGGAGCGAAAGAAGAUGCGACUGGGUGAAAAACUGUGUUUUUAUUUUUAAUUUAUUCAGAAGUUAUUGGUUUUAUUUAUGUCUACCUUUGCAGUCAUCAUGUCAUGUAACACCGUACGUUAGACACCAGUGAUCUCUGACAUGUGUUAAGAUGUAUAAUUUAUGCAGGAACCUGGAUUUUUAAUCACUAUUAUUUAUUUAAAGUGGAUAAUAAGUAGUUAUCACACACAAUCAGGAGAGGCAACAUCCAUAAACAUUCAGUCACUUUGCAUCUGAGUCUUGUCAUCUGUCUAGAAAUGAACAGAACAGAUGUAGAGGUGUUCGUACUUCCAGCAUAUAUAUUUUGCUUAUUAUUCGCAGCUGUAUGUGUUAAAGGAAGUAGGUUUUCCAUUGCUGAUGUUGUCUCUUUCAUUAAGUCUACCU